This is a messenger RNA of Salvia hispanica, 744 nucleotides long. Its product is annotated as large ribosomal subunit protein uL23-like. Gene Ontology annotation, molecular function: structural constituent of ribosome; rRNA binding. NCBI's taxonomy places the organism in Eukaryota, Viridiplantae, Streptophyta, Magnoliopsida, Lamiales, Lamiaceae. Gene Ontology annotation, biological process: translation. The record is from RefSeq and is a predicted model, not a curated record. Gene Ontology annotation, cellular component: ribosome.
ACAUAUUCCAAUCCUAAAAAGCCCUAUAAACUAGAUCCCAUUCUCCUCCAAAACCCUAGAACGCCACUCUCCUCCACAGCCAGCACCAGAGAAAUGGCUCCAAAAGCUGAUGCUACGAAGAAAUCUGAUGCAAAGGCUCAGGCCUUGAAGGCAGCCAAGGCUGUAAAAUCACCUGGCGCCUUCAAGAAAAAGGUCAAGAAGAUGCGCACUAAGGUCACUUUCUACCGGCCUAAAACAUUGACCAAGGAAAGAACUCCCAAGUAUCCUCGCAUCAGCGCUGCCCCUCGCAACAAGCUUGAUCACUACCAGAUCCUCAAAUAUCCCUUGACCACCGAAUCGGCUAUGAAAAAAAUCGAGGACAACAAUACCCUUGUUUUCAUUGUCGAUAUCCGUGCCGACAAGAAGAAGAUCAAGAACGCCGUCAAGAAGAUGUACGACAUUCAAACCAAGAAGGUCAACACACUCAUCAGGCCCGAUGGUACGAAGAAGGCGUAUGUGAGGUUGACGCCAGACUACGAUGCUUUGGAUGUUGCCAACAAAAUCGGAAUCAUCUGAAGAUGUUGCCCUCCUUUAUGUUGCUAUUUGUGCUCUUUGUUUUUAAGACUGGUCAUUCCCAGAAGUUUGUAAAGAUGCGUGAUUACAUUGACUUUGUUACAGUUCUUAGCUAUGUUAUUAGACCUUUGAUCAGAGUCCAAAUUUUGUGCUCUUUGAUUGCUUGCCUUUAAAAUGCAUAAUUUUCAGUCA